UUUAUUUUUUUGCUUUUUUGUCAUCUCUUUGAACAAAGUAAAAACACUUCAGCUCCUCACACACACUGCUGAGUGCCACAUAGAGGAAAAAUCCUCAUAAAGCUCUCCACUGCAGUUGUGUUUGGGGCAAAACUGUCAUUAUGUACGGGGUGUAUAAAUUGACCCUCUGGGUGUUGACAGGUUUUAUCUCUGUCACCACCAUCUUCUUCAACGUCUACAUCUUCUUGAUGAGUUUGUGGAACUACAGGCAGAAAAAGAAGUGGAGUCCCAGUGAAACCAUCAUCCUGGCUCUGUCGGUGGCCGACGUGGCUCACCAGCUGCUCUGCUACUUCUGGAUGACCAUGGACGAGGUGGACAAUGACUGCCACAUCAGCGAGGUCCACUAUGCCGUCAUGCUGCUGUUAAUCUACAGCCUCAAGUUCACCAUCAUGUGGGACACCAGCUUUCUCACUUUUUACUACAGCACCAAGCUGGUGAACACCCCCAACCACUGCUACACACAGAUCCAAGCCAUCAUCCUCAAGCACGUCACCUUAGCUGUGUUUCUCAUCCCUCUGUGCGGCCUGGGCACCUGCAUGCCGAUGCUCGUGGUGUUCCACUCUGACAACUUCACCAUGGCCAACAAAGACUGCGGUGUUUUAAUGCCUGACACCUACUCUGGCAAGAUCUAUGAAGCCAUGUAUCUGCUUGUUUCUGAUGUGCUGCCAGGGGUGGUCAUGGUGAAAUGCUGCUUCUCCAUCUCCAUCCACCUUGCCAUCCAUCUCCGCCACAUGAAAGCCAGCACCAACGGAGCACACGCACCAAAGCUGGGCUCUCAGAUGAGGGUGAUCCAGAUGGCUCUAUCCCUAGUCGCCAUCUUCAUCCUCUUCCUUGUCAUCGACCUGUAUGUCAACUACGAGAUUUCCGUGAACCACGAGAACAUCAUCUCGCUCACGUUCUUCUUCACGUCCAUCUACACGACUGUCGCCGCCAUGGUGCUGAUCUACGGGAAAAAAACGUUCUGGAAAGCUUUGAUACAUGAAUUUAACGUCUGUCUGGAUGAAUAUCCGUGUUUGUCUUGUCUGAAAGUGCCAGAACAAAAGGCUAAACCAAGCACUCCUGCAAAAGUUAAAACCUGA
Messenger RNA from Centropristis striata (black sea bass), 1118 nucleotides. RefSeq lists its product as uncharacterized. Gene Ontology annotation, molecular function: G protein-coupled receptor activity. The coding region runs from base 141 to 1118 and encodes 325 amino acids. Gene Ontology annotation, cellular component: membrane. The transcript has a single exon. NCBI's taxonomy places the organism in Eukaryota, Metazoa, Chordata, Actinopteri, Perciformes, Serranidae. The record is from RefSeq and is a predicted model, not a curated record. Gene Ontology annotation, biological process: G protein-coupled receptor signaling pathway; sensory perception of taste.